AUGAGUGGGCCAAACAACGCAAUUGAGAUAAUUCCAAAUAAGUUAUACUGAAUCAGCGAUCGAGCCCCGCCCAGAAAUCAACCCAACUCAUACUAUUUUUGUAUCGACAAUGAAUUGGUUUACCAGCCAUUUUACCUCGACUUUGGCCCUUUAAACAUUGGAAUGACUUACAAAUUUUGCACAGAGCUCGAAAGGCUUACGAGAAAUCCCUCAUAUAGUGCCUACAAAAUAUAUCAUUUUACGUCACUUCUCCCAAAUAAGCGAGCAAAUGCAGCAUAUCUAAUGGGCGCUUUUCAAAUUCUAGUUUUAAAUAAAACAGCAGAUGAAGCGUGGCAGCCAUUUGCGUCUCUCCCUCCUUUUGAAGGUUUUAGGGAUGCUGGUGGCACAAAUUGUCCUUAUAGAUGUAGCAUUUUGAAUUGUUUGCGAGGCUUAGAAAAAGCCAUAAAGCUAGGGUGGUUUGAUAUGGCAACUUUUAAUGUAAAGGACUACGAGUUCUAUGAAAAGGUAUGCUCGUCUCUAAAAGUUAAAAUUUUUCUAUAGCCAAAAUUCUAUUUUUGUAAGAAAUUUAAAUUGUUCGUCUGAGACUCUAAUUGAUAUAAAGGUAUAGAAAAUGGGGACUGGAAUUGGAUCAUUCCAGGUAAGAUGCUUGCGUUUGCAUGUCCAAGUCCUACACAAAUAGACCAGCAAGGAUUCAGAGUAUGGACUCCUGAAGAUUAUGUCCCUUUAUUUAAACAAAUUGGCAUAACGGCAGUUGUAAGAUUGAACAAUAAAACCUAUGAGGCAGAGAGGUUCACAAGGAAUGGAAUUAGGCACUAUGAUUUGUAUUUCCUUGAUGGGUCGGUUCCCUCUAAUGAAAUUUUGACUGAAUUUUUGAGGAUUGCUGAAAGAGAGCCUGGCGGGCUAGCUGUGCAUUGCAAAGCUGGACUAGGAAGAACUGGAACUUUAAUAGGAAUUUAUGCAAUGAAACAUUUUAGGUUCAGGGCUGAAGAUUUUAUUGGGUAUAUAAGACUUUGCAGGCCUGGAAGUGUGCUGGGCCCUCAGCAGCAAUUUUUGUGUGACAUGCAGGAUAGAGUAUUUUCUUGGGGUGACGAGCUCAGGAAUGAAAACGAAUUAGCAACAGGAAUUUCAGUAAAUUUUAUAUAGAAACUCAACGUAAGGGACAGUAAUAAUGAGGAACAAAAAACGCCUAUGUCGCCUGAAGAUAAAUUUAUUAUGAUGCAUGGAGACAAAGGCCAAGCCGAAAGAUUAGUCAACGCUAAAAAAUCCAAUCAAAACUCUCCAGUGACAAGUCCUUUUGUUCCAAAAGAAAAAGUUUCUGCACAAAAUAGAGCAAAUUCUACUAGUCCAGACACUAAAAAGGUGAAAGCAGGGUUAAGUAUAUUUGAUAAAAGUCCAGUCCGUCAUACUACUCCAAACUCAACACGCAUCAGUAAUGUGAAAAAGCCUGGGUUCUUGAGAUAG
This is a messenger RNA of Blepharisma stoltei, 1461 nucleotides long. The record is from the annotation of a GenBank genome assembly. Lineage: Eukaryota; Ciliophora; Heterotrichea; Heterotrichida; Blepharismidae.